UGACAAAGAUACAAAUUAGAUUCAAGUCUGUGUCAUUACAUGCUAAGUUUGUUAAUUGUUCCCUAAUUUUGAUUACUAGUCAGAUAAACAUCUAACAAGCGAUAAAAAAAAAAAAAGAAACCCGGUUUGAAUUUCUUAAAUCAUAGCGUACCGAUGGGUAUAACUUAAAUGAUCAAUCCAUAACCCAACACCCGGUCUGAUUCGGAUAAACCGGAAACCCAGCUGCCUCAACGCUGCGUUUUGAAACGCUGACUUGUGUGGAGAAUGCGCGAGUCGUAGUGAAGUUGUUGCCGCCGGGAGGAAUCAAGAUGCUUCGCGGCAGAAGCUCGUGGGUCGGAUUCGCGACCCGGUUGAAACACUAUAGGAUCCGAGGGAUGUGCACUAAAGGAGAGAACAAACCGGAGAAGACGGAAUUGAGUGAUGUUGUUGUUUCUCGAUACGACGAGACGUACAAGAAACUGGAUAAGCUCGAUUUCGUGACGGCUGCGAAGAUCUUGUUCACUGAACCACCCAAGAAGAAUAAAUUUGGGCUUGACUGGCAUGUGGUGCAGUUCAUUAUCGUCUGCUUGCCAUCUCUAGCUGUGUAUCUAGUUGCUCAAUAUGCUCGCCGUAAAAUGAAGAUCAUGGACGCUGAACUUGGAGAGAAGAAGAGAAAAGAAGAAGAAAAGAAAGAGAAAGAAGAAGCUGAAAAGAAGGCCUUAGGAGAAGCAGAAGCAACCAAGUCUCAGGAAGAGCUAGCUGAGAUGAAAAAGAGACUGGGAAAAAUCGAAGAGACUAUAAAAGAGAUUGUUCUGGAAGCAAAGAAACCUUCAGGGAAUGGUCCAACCAAAACCCAAGACGAUCAAUCUACUAAACUCCCACCAAAAGAUGAGUCUAAACCGAGCAAGGAACACAAGGACAAUGUACAGAAACAAGGUGAGAAUCGAGCAAAUGUGGAUUCACCCUAGACCUCAGUGAGAUGAUUAGAAAAGAAACUUAGGUGGUAGAUGAAGAAGGAUAUGUUUUGCUUUUGGAACUAACGCAGUGGUUGACGCUAUUGGCCUGUUUUGCUUUCAUUUCUUGACUCAGUUCAGGUUUAAUACAAGAUCACACGAGGAUUUACAGAAA
Molecule: messenger RNA, 1107 nt
Organism: Brassica napus (rape)
Lineage: Eukaryota; Viridiplantae; Streptophyta; Magnoliopsida; Brassicales; Brassicaceae
Product: protein MNN4
Exons: 4
Coding region: 309-947 (212 amino acids)
Source: RefSeq, a predicted model, not a curated record